This is a messenger RNA of Aspergillus caelatus, 823 nucleotides long. RefSeq lists its product as uncharacterized. The transcript has a single exon. The annotation marks the transcript as partial. NCBI's taxonomy places the organism in Eukaryota, Fungi, Ascomycota, Eurotiomycetes, Eurotiales, Aspergillaceae. The record is from RefSeq and is a predicted model, not a curated record.
CUUUUUCUUACAGACUUGCUCAGUAUAUCUUCUUUUAUAUACUUUGACCCCCUUCGUACUAGACCACCUGUAUAUCCGAGGUAGGGUGGCAUUAUUCGAUAUACUACUACUAUCAUCACGAUCCGCACAAUUGAACCUCUCUAUCCUUCCGAAUUUCGAGACGAUAUCCCCUUCCUCAAAGGCCAUUCCUUCUCUGACGGCAGUGGAUGCGGCAGCAAUGUGCAACUACUUCAAAAAUUACUACAUAUACAGCACUUGCCGUGAGCCCAAUGUGCAUUUCAUCCGAACAUCCAUCGAUGGAUCUAAAGAAAACCGAUGUAAUGAUGGUCCUCAUGAUCGAUUUAUUGUGGUGGUCGGCAAAUGUCGACUUUGUCGUUGAUUCUAUAUGGAUCGACGUCAACGAAACACUAUAUGGCACUCAACGGCCUCCUCCGAAUUUAGAAUCUUCACGGCAUAUCUCACGAAUUCUUUCGAACCACCAUCAUUAAAAAUUCUUCGAUUAUUCCAUGAGCGCCUUAUUUACUCUCUCAUCAUCUGUCUAUCCGACUUGUCUUUUUUUUUUUUUUCUUUUCUAUUUUUGUUAUUACCUACUCUCUUUCUUUAUUCCUUUCCCUCUCUAUGUCUUCCAGAAAUUCCAGGCGAAAUUCUUCUGUCACAUGUAUAUUGGAUUUGGCACGGGCAUCAUGUAUGGCGCUUUAAGGAGUCAACAAAAGAGGGUCGGCUUUUUUUCCUUUUCCUUUUCCUUUUUCUUUCUUUUUUAUUUUAUUUUAUUUUCUUCUCUCUAUCCUGUUUAGACCCCAUUGAUGUUUGGCUUCAGUUCAUG